Molecule: messenger RNA, 1515 nt
Organism: Aspergillus bombycis
Lineage: Eukaryota; Fungi; Ascomycota; Eurotiomycetes; Eurotiales; Aspergillaceae
Product: cytochrome P450
Exons: 10
Coding region: 1-1515 (504 amino acids)
Molecular function (GO): iron ion binding; heme binding; oxidoreductase activity, acting on paired donors, with incorporation or reduction of molecular oxygen
Source: RefSeq, a predicted model, not a curated record
AUGCUGAAGCUCGAGGGACUUGCCAGUUGGGUUGUUAUUAUUAUAUGCUGCUAUCUAUGUCAGGCAGGUUUGAAGGUUCUUUAUCGGCUACACUUUCAUCCUCUUAAGAAUUUCCCCGGACCAUGGCUGGCUGCCGCAACUGGAUGGUAUAAGUUUUAUUACGAUGUUAUCCGCGGUGGUCAAUAUAUCUUCCAUAUUUGGCGGCUAGAGAAGGAAUUCAACUCAACGAUUAUCCGAAUAUCCCACAAUCACUUGCUUAUCAACGAUCCUGAUUUCUUCCAUGAUGUCUUCAAACCUGGAACUGAAUUUCAGCGAGAUCCUACCUUCUACCAAAGCCUGCCAUUAGCAAACUCCCUUGCUGCACUCGCAGACUUCAAGUUGCAUGGCGUACGGCGUAAGCAACUAAAUCCAGUGUUCACCCCGUCAGCGGUUGCAGAGGCGUUGCCUACUCUGUCCAAGAACAUUGAAGGCAUCGGUGAAAUUCUUUCGAGAGCUAAGAGAGAUGGAACAGCAGUCGACAUUCAAGCACACUUUUUCUACCUCACAAUCAACAUGAUUUCUGACAAGCUGUUUGGCUCUUCUUUGAGCCUACUCGAUGAAAAGGACCAGCUGGAUGAUAUUGCUACCACGCUGCAAUUCUUCCACAGACAGUCCCUUCUCUUUGUCAAUUUUCCUAGCCUAGGAAAGUUAGUGGACGUUCUGCCAGAGUUUCUUUUGAGAAUGGUCGUUCCGGGAUAUGUGCGACUGAGAGAGUACUGCGGUGCCCGUCUUGGCGAAGUCUACGCCAGAAGGCAACAAAAGGAGAAGCCGUCACCGGACGCAGGACACCGUACGCUAAACGAUGUCCUAUUAGAGUCUGGCCAGAGUGACGGGAUCCAUAUUGACAGGAAGUACCUCAUUGAUGAGUCCGUCCUGUUUAUGUUCGUCGGCACAGAUACGACGGCAUACGCGCUAUCGUUCGCCAUAUACUACCUGCUGACCCACCCCGACGUGCUCAAGAAACUGAAAGUCGAGCUUAGGGACUCUGAACGACAAAUACAAUCACAUGAUUGGCCUGCCAUCCGAAAGCUGGAGUAUUUGUCUGCGGUAAUUGAAGAGGUACUGCGCAUCUCUUGCCCAGUUCAAGGGUUUUUACCUCGGGUAGUACCACCCAGCGGCCGCUUCAUUGGGUCUACAUUCAUCCCUGGUGGGACAAUCAUUUCGGUGCCUUUGUCCGGUAUAAGCAAGAGCGAGGUGAUUUUCAAAGACCCGGGCUCGUUCCGGCCAGAGCGAUGGCUAGGGGACGAGGGAAAGAGCCUCGAAAAGUGGAGGGUCCAGUUCAGUUUAGGGCCUUAUGCCUGUAUUGGAAUGAAAUUAUCGCAAAUGGAGAUGACCAUGUCUCUCGCCUACAUUUUCGCACGGUUCGAUCUUGCGCUGCACGAGACCGACUCUAGAAGUAUGGAAAUCUUAGAUUAUCUUCUAGCCGCAAACACAUCUCAUGUGCAAGUGACUGUUCUCAAGGAUAACUGGAGCUAG